UAUAUUUUGCUUAUAUAUUAUCAAAUUUAUCAUCAUCAUCGUCAUCAUAUCAUUCACAUAUACCCAUCAAACCCCAAUCUGGCAAUCUUCUAUUUCUUGAAGAUUCUCCGUUAAUCACUACUACAUCCGUACUCCCCUUUCCAACCUACCGACAUAUAAAUACACAUAAACAAUCCCUGCUCCCCUCUCUCUGAACCUGCUCUGUUGUUCCCAUCACCCAAAUCUUCAAUUCUUGAUCAUUCUAAUCAAUCUCGCUGCCUGAUUUUCGUUUUCCUGAUUUUGUGAUUGGCUGGCGGAUGAGGAAGAGGGAGCGAGAGAACCCAUGUGGGGUUUGCGGCCACUAUCACAAGUAUGAGGAAGGGGAGAUUUGUGGGAUUUGCGGCCAUCGGUUGCCGGAAUCUGCUGAGAAAAUUCCGCUCCAUGUUAGUGCUUUCCCUUCUGAGAUCCUGCCGGAGUUCCUUUAUUUGGGAAGUUACGAUAACGCCUCUCGCUCUGAGCUGCUCAAAACCCAGAGGAUUUCUCGAGUUCUCAAUACAGUACCAGCUUGUCAAAAUCUCUACAAGAAUUCUUUCACUUAUCAUUGCCUCCAAGAUGACAAAACUUUACAAUUUGAUGAUGCAAAUCAAUUUUUAGAGCAAUGUGAAAAGGAUAAGGUUCGUGUUCUUGUGCACUGCAUGUCUGGAAAAAAUAGGUCUCCGGCUAUUGUGAUAGCUUACUUAAUGAAGUCCAAAGGAUGGAGGCUUGCACAAAGUUACCAGUGGGUGAAAGAGCGGAGACCAUCGGUUGACUUGACCCAAGCUGUGUACCAGCAGUUGCAGGAAUACGAGCAAAAAACUUUUGGGUCAUCUGAUGGCAACAACCCUGCCUUGCCAGUUUUCCCACAUGCAGGCGUGCCAUCCCUUAGCUUUGGGUUUCCAAAGGUUAAUGAUCCAGUUCCUGGUGCUGCUUUCAACAGCAUCAGCACUACCUCCUUUUUGACCCGUCCUCUGCAUGUUCCUCCUGAGUACCAGUUUGGAGCUGGCCAUCCUCAACAUAGUUUAUCUGAGAGCCCCUUCACUGCCAGCCCACAGAACCCAAAUGGAGGAGACAUUUCAAUGGAUUCAUGAAAUUUCGAGCAUUUCACCCAAUGAGAUCAAAAGGUUAACGAGUUUUCAGAAGUUUGAAACUACAAAUGAAUCUUUUGCUUUGUGGGAUACUUUGUUUUGCCUAAUUAAAUACGGGAGUGUUGUUCUAAUGCAAUAGUAGAGGUUUCAUCAUCAAAUACACUGGCUGCUGAAGUUGUAUUUGUCUUUGUUGCUGCUUGCAAAUAUAGGAUUGAUUUUUUUUUAUUAUUAUUAAAAAUACACGAAAAGCUGAAGUGGAACAUGCCUAUUCAAUCAAAGGCUCUUUAAAGUAUUCUUUAUGUGGGACCAUCGAUUUAUUGGUGGUGGACAGCCUAUUGAAUGACUUUUCCUCUCCCUAUUUGGGUCAUGGAAAAAAUUGUUUCUCA
Molecule: messenger RNA, 1489 nt
Organism: Hevea brasiliensis (rubber tree)
Lineage: Eukaryota; Viridiplantae; Streptophyta; Magnoliopsida; Malpighiales; Euphorbiaceae
Product: protein-tyrosine-phosphatase IBR5
Exons: 5
Coding region: 297-1106 (269 amino acids)
Biological process (GO): negative regulation of MAP kinase activity; auxin-activated signaling pathway; abscisic acid-activated signaling pathway
Cellular component (GO): nucleus
Molecular function (GO): MAP kinase phosphatase activity; protein tyrosine/serine/threonine phosphatase activity
Source: RefSeq, a predicted model, not a curated record